UGAAAGUUUCCUAUUGACUCGUGAUCUUUUACCCCAAGAACUUGGUUGCAACGUUAUGUCCACACGAUGAUUUUAUGAGUUCAGUCGAGGCGCGCGGGCGCGGGAGAGAGACGUGGACAGGGGGAGGAUGGGAAAAGAGAUUCGACAGAAAAUGGGGUAGCUAGUUGACUUUGAGUAGUUUGGGAUGGAACUCUAUCGUCUAGAAAGGCGGAUGGUGACAACAUAGGGACAGCCGAUCAUCAACUCUCCCUCGAGUCGUCAGUCCCGUCACACGCAGCAACACUAUAGGACUAUAGCACCCACCCCCCGGCUAUCACAAUGCCGCAAUAAGAUGCCGCAAUGGAGAAAGAGGAAAGAGACUCCGAGAGAGAGAGAGGAUGGGGGUCUCUCAACUCCGGUUCUAAUCCGAGGAACCGACACAAGAAUAAUAACACCAAGUAUACCAAGACCAAAUCUUGGAAAGAACGGCAACAGUCGAAAACUCUAUGUUGGAUACCCCUGCUCCUCCUCCUUCUCGCCUACGGGAUUUGUUUUUGCUGCUGCUGCUGCUGGACGAAAGAGAGUACGUACGGAUAGAGAUGGGAUUCCUACCUCAGACAAACACACCCACCACACCACACCCCAUUACCUAGUACGCAUCAUGGGCAUGACAUACUACGGAUACUCCGUCCUGCAGCUCCUCUCCCCUUCAUACAAGUGAUGAGACUUGAUCCAACCGAAAGGGGGUUAGAAGUCUCCCGUUUAGAGAGAGAGAGAGAGAGA
Messenger RNA from Colletotrichum phormii, 762 nucleotides. RefSeq lists its product as uncharacterized. Lineage: Eukaryota; Fungi; Ascomycota; Sordariomycetes; Glomerellales; Glomerellaceae. The record is from RefSeq and is a predicted model, not a curated record. The transcript has 2 exons. The coding region runs from base 332 to 700 and encodes 122 amino acids.